Messenger RNA from Hyposmocoma kahamanoa, 1594 nucleotides. RefSeq lists its product as uncharacterized. Lineage: Eukaryota; Metazoa; Arthropoda; Insecta; Lepidoptera; Cosmopterigidae. Gene Ontology annotation, biological process: proteolysis. The record is from RefSeq and is a predicted model, not a curated record. The coding region runs from base 83 to 1297 and encodes 404 amino acids. The transcript has 9 exons. Gene Ontology annotation, molecular function: serine-type endopeptidase activity.
AUUAACUUCUUGUAUAGUGAAUAUAUCGUAUAGUCAACGCAAGAUAAAAAAUGGUCAGAAGGUAGCUGGGCCGAAAGUAUAUAUGGCAUACCUUCUAAAAGCAGGACGUUCACCCCAAAAAUAUGACGCUUGGAUUUGUGGGGGUGCAAUAGUAAGUCCAUCUUUCAUAGUGACAUCAGCAGCUUGCGUUGAAGAUGUGCAAUUUAUGUACGCCGUAGCUGGCACUGUUCAUUACGUUAACACAGGAAGACUUGCUGAGGACAAAUGUACUAGAGCGCUCGCGAAACGGGUCGUUUUGAGUUGUGUACCAAAAUCGUACGAGUUCUCCUAUGACAACAUAGAAAAGUGGUCGUAUAUAGACAUUGCUGCAGUAAAAGUGGAAUCGCCAUACAAUUUCUCUUUAACCAUACCCACACCCGAGUGCAAGCACUUACCUGAGAAUGAAAUAUGGAUUCCAGACAGAAUAUAUAUCAACUACGAGGCCAAAUUUCAAAAUCCUGGAACUGAUGCCUUAGUCCUCGGCUGGGGGCAUUCGUCGAAAUGGCGUGAGCCAAGCGAUCCAACAGAUCACAAUGAAAAAUUGCUACAAUAUGCAUCGACCUUGAUACAAAAUAAAACGCAAUGUAAAAAGUACUAUCGCAACUUGACCGAUCUUCAAGCCACUAUUGAUAAGUACAUGAUUUGCACGUUAGCGAAAGGAAAUAUUGACGAUCAAGGUCACCUGAUAGUCACAGAGAAAUCAAACGUAGAUGGUUGUUCAGACAACGACAAGAAAGCAGGAAGAUGUAAAUUAGAAAGAUUAGGACCACCACCACCACCGAUUCCAAUUCCGUCUAUUUACGACUUUGACGAUGUCUAUGUAGACUUUCGGCGAUCUAUUCCGAACAACACACGUAUAACACGACGACAUGGAAUAUGCCAGAACGAUCAUGGCGGUCCAUUGGUAACGUGGAUUGGUGCUCACGAAGUGCUGAUCGGGGUCGCCUCGGUAUUCCGGAUAUCCCACGAGUUAGAAUGUAUCGGUCCAUACCUUUACACGAGCACACAAUGCAAUGGGCAGUUCUUACAAUGCGUAAUCGAUGAUAACACAGAGCACGAGCAUGAUACUGAUGACGACGACUCACGCCGAAAACAAAAAGAUGUUUGCAACAUGGCUCCAGCUGAAAGGGGAUUCGAUAUCAUUGAGCGAAGAAUUUCAUGGAAACAUCAUCCUGAUGGACCCGCCGAGAAUGAACUGAAAGAAGAAAUCUUUGAACGGCCACAAAUACCAUUACAUAACUUGUAUAACCGUUUUUAGUCAACGACUAGUCAAAGUGAUAAUGGUAGUAAUAGUGUUCAAAGAGCAGGAAAAACCGGGGCAUCGGUGAAAUAAAAACCGUGACGUCACUAAUAGUAUCAGAUUUGAUUAUGUAAUAUAAGGUGCGCGACAGCACUCUUUUACUUUUGUCUAUAGUUUCUUCUUUUAUAUUUUGUUAUCUUUUAAAAUAUUUACAUCAAGUAUUUUAUACAACCGAUUUUCAUAAAAAUAUAAGUUACACUCUUUUGUAGGACCAUUUGUGGUCCUUUUCAACUGUUUUGUUAAACCAAUGAAGUA